This is a messenger RNA of Macrosteles quadrilineatus (aster leafhopper), 4473 nucleotides long. RefSeq names its product ras-like protein 2 (gene Ras64B). Gene Ontology annotation, biological process: signal transduction. The transcript is spliced from 4 exons. Gene Ontology annotation, molecular function: GTPase activity; GDP binding; GTP binding. Lineage: Eukaryota; Metazoa; Arthropoda; Insecta; Hemiptera; Cicadellidae. The coding region runs from base 386 to 994 and encodes 202 amino acids. The record is from RefSeq and is a predicted model, not a curated record. Gene Ontology annotation, cellular component: plasma membrane.
UUGUGUCAGUUAAAGUUACCGUGUUGUGUGUUGUGUUGAGUUGAGGCGGACUUCGAUUUCCUAGAAUCGUUUUAGUUUCUUUGACAUGAUUUAAGUUUCCUUCGCUAUCAGAGAGAAGUUAUUUAUCCGUAGCAGUUUUAUUGAAUUUCGGAUUAACCUCAAGUAUAAGCUAAAUAUUACUUAUGUUAAUACUCUGUUAACUGUUCUCCUGUCAUUUUUAGUAAACGGGAUAGUUGUUUUAUUUUUAAAUCUUCUCCCAGUAGUUAUAUCAAGGACAUGUGGUAGUGCAAAGUGUUGUGUUUGAUACAUUUGCAAGCGCAAGGUGACUGCAAUUACAAGUUAGUGUUAGUAUUAUGUGUUAGAUUGUUAUCUUCUAAACACAGAUAUGUCCAGACAAAAUGAACGCCAGGGCUACCAAGGCUACGCUCAAACCUACAAACUGGUUGUGGUUGGCGGUGGAGGUGUUGGAAAAUCAGCAAUAACAAUUCAAUUUAUCCAGAGUUAUUUUGUAACGGACUACGAUCCAACAAUUGAAGACUCGUACACAAAACAAUGUGUAAUAGACGAUAUUCCUGCCAAAUUAGACAUUCUGGACACGGCAGGACAAGAGGAGUUCUCGGCUAUGCGGGAGCAGUACAUGAGGUCCGGGGAAGGCUUUCUACUAGUAUUUGCCGUCACGGAUAAAGCCAGCUUCGACGAGAUGUACAAGUUCCACCGGCAAAUCCUCCGGGUGAAAGACAGAGACGAGUUUCCGAUGUUGAUGGUCGGCAACAAGGCUGAUCUAGAACAUCAAAGAGUGGUUUCAACGGCAGACGCACAGAACUUGGCGCGACAGUUGAAAAUCCCGUACAUAGAGUGCAGCGCCAAGCUACGGAUGAACGUAGAUCAGGCGUUCCACGAGUUGGUCCGCAUCGUUCGCAAGUUCCAACUAUCGGAAAGGCCGCCUCUCAAACCAAACUCAAACAAGCGCAAGAAGAAAUGUGUCAUUCUAUAGACACCAUUUCACCCCAUAAGUGUUCUCAUAUUAGAUAUCCAGUAACCUCAACCUCACAGUAACAAAAGGGUGUCCAGUAACACGGAAAAUGAAAAAGAAAUUAUUUUGUAAACAAAUUGGCAUUUUCCAUAGAAGAAGCGCUAUUGCAAACGAUACAAGGGAAAGCUGUCCAAAAUCCUCAAUUUUUUUGGUUAUGCUCCGGGAAUUGAACCCGCCCCUCUCUUACUUAAGUCUGAGACGCUAACAUACCCAAAAUAGAUUUUUGGUUUGGCAAUAUUUAUAAUGAGGUAUUGAAAAGUUUUGGGAGACAAAUUUUAUUAUAAGCUGUUUUAUUUUUACUAAUAUAGGCCUAAUCUUUAAACAUGCCUAUUUUAACAAAAGUUCUUCAGGAUUACCAUCAUAAGAAUAUUGACGCAAUAUUAAUCGUAUGUAGAAGCUAAAUGUCAAAUAACAGCUGGGGCCCAUUUCAUAAUAAAGUACAAAUUAAUAUUAUUAGUAAAUCAGCUGAUCGCCCAAUGCAAAUCUAAUGGAAAUUACAAGUUACAAGUUGUAACUUGUAACUUGUAGUUUAUUAUGAAAUGGGCCCCAGGUCUUACCAUUAAGAAGUACUGGACACCCUGUAAUUGUUUAACUUCCUAACCACAAUAGACUCAGUCGAGUUUACACAUCACUAAGGACUGAAAAGAUUACGGAGAAUUUCUAAAGUACGAUUUGUUAUUUAACAAAAUGUUUAACAUUGUUGUUUUUAAAUGAUUAGGUUGUUUUCAAAUGUCGAGUUUAAAGUGACAUUUUUUACUUUGCACAAAUAAUGAAUGUUUAACAUAUGACAAAGGGUCCAAGACCAAUGUGGUUGCAUAUUGAGGUCUGUUUAAAACUUGUUAGACAGUUUAUUUUGCUGAAAAGGACAAAGUCUUAGAACAGCUGGUGAGUGAUUCUAGCCCAGUGAAAUGUCAUGAACAUUUCAUAAAGAAAUGGAAAUCAAAAAUAAGUUUUGAUGUGUCGUUUUUUAUGUUUUUUUUUUGUUUUGUAAAGAAAUGUAUUUAUUAACGUAUUGGCUGCAGUCGUUCAAUAUAUGGGUGCUGCCAAAGAGUGGUUAGUUAAUGGGAAUAUGCUCAUUGCUGGAAUUAAUUUUCAUAUUCUGUUCUAACAAAUAUUAAAGACACAUUAUGUCAAUAUCUGAAUGAUUUGGGGUAGUUCUAUGAAAGAUCAAUAGGUAGCAGCACAGCAUAGUUGCCAACAAAUCCCAGUAUAUCCUAAUGCAGGAACAUUUUCAUCAGAAAAUGUUAUUUAGGUAAUCCAUAGGUUUCAUGAUAAGACCUAGACCCGGGACCGAUUUAUUAAUAAUGAGGAUUUGCUUCCCUGUUUGGAGGCAUCCAUAUAUUUGAGAGUAAUACAUUUUCAGAAGAAAUGCACACUAAUCAACAAAUCAGCCUCAAUUCUGGUUGGCAAGUGUGUAAAUUUUCUUUGUAAGCUGCAGCUAAUGUGUUAACAAAUCUUAUUAAACUCAUUUUUCUGUAGCUUUAACUUUUGGAUACUGAAGUAUACAUCCACAUAUGCACAAGGUAUAGCUAAAUUCAAGUUGAACAUAGUCGAAUGUCAAAAUUCUAUUAGUUUUUGUUACUACUAUAAUCAAAUUGACGUUUAAUCUGCCAUAUUAUCUUAUACAGUUGUCCUUUCUGUUUGACAUAAUCACACUCACGUCCUCGGUGGCCCAAUUCAAAUAAGUUAAUUUUUUUUCCUAAAACAGGCUUGAGCUAAAUCAUAAGAAUGGAUGUCUACUUCAAACAAUAGGCCUAGUCAAAGAUUGUAAUUACUCAGAUCUGUGUUUUUUCAAACCGUACUAAAGUUUUGUUUGAUAUUUCGGUUUACUCCAUAACCUCAGUUUAUUGAGGUAGUGAAAACGUAGUCUACAUCUAAGGAACCGUCAUCCCACCUUAAUCUUCCCUAUCUGUAAAUAAUUGUAUUUUAUAAUUAAGGAGCCGAUAGAAUCAAAAUGCAUGUAACUCAUAUAUUUACUUAAAGUCUAGUUUUAAUCUUAGACCUCAAUGUGUGUAUAUUAUAAUCAGCUAAGCUGAAAUACGCUUCUCAAACAAUACAUUAUACUGCUUAGCAUCAAGUGCCUUUGAAUUUGUAUUAAAUGUUAAUUUAUCAAAGUUUAGAUCUUAGUUAAUUUGUUUAUUUGAGAUUUAUCACAUUUUCUGUGUAUUGAUGUGAAAUGAAUGGUGAGUUUCUCGUAUAACUUGUAUUUUUAAUGCCUGUGUACUAAUCGUAAUUUUUAGCAGUUAAUAUUUAUUUAAUGUAAAUGUACUACUCAUUAAACUACUGUCAGAUUAUCUUAACAAAGUAUUAAUAGACUUUUGUGUAUCAGGAAUAUUGAUAACUGCCAUUUUUCGUUAUGAUAGCACUUAAGACUUCCUGUUUUCCUGUAUGACUUCCUGUAAGAAUUCCGGUUUUAUUUAGAAAAGGAGCAAGUUUGUGUCUGCUAUAAUAGAAGACAUUGGAAAAUUUUAAUUUCUGUAAAAAUUAAUUUGGUUGUAGAAAAAUCCUUGAAAGUUUCUUCCUCAAUGUAUUUUGGGAUUUUUUACUCUAGCCAAAGCCUAAAGAGAUUGAAAUAAAUUGUGUACAAGACAUGAGCCUUUUUUUAAUAAGAGUUUUUUUUUUACAAUUUUAUCAAAAAGAUACCUAUUAUUGUUCUGGGACAGAUUAAUAGUGAGACAUAAAUUUAUCAUUUUUUUUAUAUUUUUGAAAUAGUGCCGCCUGCAUUAAAUAUUUUGAAAUAUAUAUUUUCAUUUUUUAUAUUGUAUUACAGUAAAACUUAACUAACUCGACAGUUUGUGGACCCAAAAGUUGUCGAGUUAUCCAGAUCGUUGAAAUUUGUUAUGGGUUUUAUUAAACGUAUAUUUACAUCUAAAUUUUUACAUCGGUAUUUUUACAUUGAGUAAAAGGUAUUUAAAGAAAUGUUGAAUAUUCCAAAAGUAAAACAAUUUUUUUUGCAUGAGCCCUGUUGGCUGUCGACUGUCAAUUUACUGGGUGUAAAGAGAUUUUACUGUAGUACGAGCAAUCCUUAAAAAUUUAAAUAAGGAUGUGAGAACCCUUUUCACAGGUAAUAUCAUUUUUGUUUAGACAUUAAUGAUACUAAAUUCAAAUAUUUUUAUUUUAUUUUAUCAAUUUAAUUCAGUUUUGAAUAUUUUCACCUCAAAUCAACAACUUGCCAAGAAUUAUACCUCAAAAUGUCCUAUCCGAGUUUUCUCGAUGUUACCUACGCAUAUCAAAAACUCAUAUUAUCAUGUUUUAAUUGUUACUCAUAACUGUUAACAUACUCUAAAAAUUAAAUUUGUGUAGAUUAUGACUCAUUUUUAUGCAUAAUGUUGUACAGUAAAUGUACAAACAUAAUUUUAGUUAUAUACUAAACAUGUAAAUAAUGUGCCAUGUGUUCAUUACCUUAAUGAUCAUUGUCAAUAAAGUGAUUAUUUAACUAA